Molecule: messenger RNA, 3192 nt
Organism: Biomphalaria glabrata
Lineage: Eukaryota; Metazoa; Mollusca; Gastropoda; Planorbidae
Product: sperm flagellar protein 1-like
Exons: 7
Coding region: 365-1045 (226 amino acids)
Biological process (GO): regulation of cytoskeleton organization
Cellular component (GO): axoneme
Molecular function (GO): microtubule binding
Source: RefSeq, a predicted model, not a curated record
CCAUUUAGACUAAGAGUCUUAGACGAGCUCAGUCAGAGGAAAGGCUCUGAAAAGGGUCUAAAAGUUGAACUAGCUAGAUCUACAUUUUAGAAUAUAUUUUCAUAUUUGACACAUCUGCUCUCUGUAUCUGUGACUGGGUUGUGUACUGUUGCCUGCAACAUUAAAUCACCCACAGUGGCUGAUCCCGAGCUUCCAGACUGAGAAGUAACACUGGAUCACCCAUGUACCCAUCUUGUCAAUGAGUGCACAGUAUAAUACCCAAGUUGAGCAUAACAUGAUGAUAACAAUGGACCCUAAUACAGGUAUAUUCUAUCGUAUCUGAAAUUCAAUGAACAGUUUUUAACAUCAGCCUGAUCUUGUUCAAAUGUUAAGCAUGGAAAAUUAUUAUGAUGCUAUAGAACUUGAAAAUCUUUAUCAAUGGGUUGAUAGCAUUCCUCUUAGCAGACCAAAGAAUAACAUUUGGAAAGAUUUUUCUGAUGCAGUAUUGGUUGCAGAAAUAAUCAAGCAUUACUUCCCAUUCCUGGUUGAUGUGAAUAAUUACCAUUCUGCUGUUGGUCCAAAGCAUAAAAUGGAAAACUGGUUUUUGUUAAAUAGGAAAGUACUGCAACAUCUGGGUAUAGAUCUCUCAGAAGAAACCAUACGUUCUUUGGCUAAUUGCAAACAAAAUGUCAUAGAGAAGGUGCUUAUAGUUUUACGAUACCAGAUAGAUAAGUAUAUUGAAAAAUAUGGAGCCAAGUUCAAAGCUAGAAAUAAUGCAGCCAAAAGUAUAGAAGUUAUUUUAAAUACAGCACAAGAUUUGCGAUAUGAUGAAGCCAAUACAUUGACAAAUCAGAAGUCUCUUGCGCAUUCCCCAGUAAAUGCACCAGUUAGUGACAACGUGCCAAGGGCAAUGUUAAAUGAGAAAAUAAUGGAAUGUAGAGCCAAAGAUGAAACAAUGCAGAUUUUAACUCUGAAGAUAAAUAAAAUGGAACAACUUUUACAGCUGAAAGAUACAAAAAUACAACAACUUGAAAAACAACUUGAAGAAAGUAAUGCUAAGUUUUGAUGCAUUUUGGGUUUUAAAAAGUAUUACAGGGGUAAUAUUUUGUGUGCAUCUAGAAAUAUCUGUACAGUAAGAUUGAAGCUAAUCAAUAUAAUUGUAAAUACCAAUUGAGCCUAUCUCAAGAUAUAAUGAAUGAAACAAAUUAAUGUAAUUUUACUGUAAGUUGAUCAGUUUUAAAUCACAUUGCCAAAAUUGUUAUCAAGCUUUGAUGUAAUAUACUUGUUGUAUUUAUAAUGACUAGUCUAUUUUAUUUAUGAAAUUUAUUGUUAAGUUAAAUUAAGUAAAUAUUAUUGGUUAUAAAUAAUAAUUUGCAUUUGAAAAACUAUAGCAUAUAAAAAUAUUUGUCUUGGCAUCCAUGAUGGCUUGACAAUGUGAUUCCGUCCCCAUCCCCUUAUAUAUUAUAAAUGGCCUUCAUCUAGACCUUUGUCAUGAAGAAAUAUUGUAAAUGUUCUUUGUCCAGGCAAUGGUCAUGGGUAAUAGUCACUUAUAUAAUACUUUAUAGAUCACUUGAUGCUGUAGCAGAAGGAAAUGCACAAUUCAAUCAUUUCUCUUUUACUUUAUAAUUAGCCACUUUUGUUUAAAUUGUGGUUGAAUGACAUUCUAAAUUAAUGUAGAGUAUUGAUGAUUUUUUUAUAAGGCAAAGAGUAUUUGGUUAUUGCCAAAAUGUUCAAGCUGUGAUACUAUUUUAAAAAAAAUUAUAAUAAUUUGUAAUCUUUUUGUGAACAUGGUGAACUUUACAUCACCAGUCUUGUGUACUUUACAUUAUCUGCCUCACAAACUUUACAUCACCAGUCUUGUGUACUUUACAUUAUCUGCUUCAUAAACUUUACAUCACCAGUCUUGUGUACUUUACAUUAUCUGCUUCAUAAACUUUACAUCACCAGUCUUGUGUACUUUACAUUAUCUGCUUCUUAAACUUUACAUCACCAGUCUUGUGUACUUUACAUUAUCUGCUUCAUAAACUUUACAUCACCAGUCUUGUGUACUUUACAUUAUCUGCUUCAUAAACUUUACAUCACCAGUCUUGUGUACUUUACAUUAUCUGCCUCAUAAACUUUACAUCACCAGUCUUGUGUACUUUACAUUAUCUGCUUCAUAAACUUUACAUCACCAGUCUUGUGUACUUUACAUUAUCUGCUUCAUAAACUUUACAUCACCAGUCUUGUGUACUUUACAUUAUCUGCCUCAUAAACUUUACAUCACCAGUCUUGUGUACUUUACAUUAUCUGCCUCAUAAACUUUACAUCACCAGUCUUGUGUACUUUACAUUAUCUGCUUCAUAAACUUUACAUCACCAGUCUUGUGUACUUUACAUUAUCUGCCUCAUAAACUUUACAUCACCAGUCUUGUGUACUUUACAUUAUCUGCUUCAUAAACUUUACAUCACCAGUCUUGUGUACUUUACAUUAUCUGCCUCAUAAACUUUACAUCACCAGUCUUGUGUACUUUAUAUUAUCUGCUUCAUAAACUUUACAUCACCAGUCUUGUGUACUUUACAUUAUCUGCCUCAUAAACUUUACAUCACCAGUCCUGUUUGAAAAUGUCUCUAAACUUCAUUUAAUUUGUUAAGUUGAAAAAAAAAAAAAUUAACACUUGGUACAAAGAGAUGAAGAAACAAUUUCUUGACAUGACUAUAAGCUUUUAUUUUUUCUGGACAAUCUAAACAGCUUUUACUUACUUUUUUUUAUUUGUUUUUAAAAGUGCUUUAAAGUUGUUGUUUUUUUACGUCUUACUGUCAUCAUAUUAACUUUCAUCAGCUUGGAGCAGCUGCUAGAGUUGUAUUAUUGUGCAUAUUUGUCCUAGUCAGGGAUGCUGACAUUUUCUAUGUUGUUUUGCUUUGACUUACUUUUAAACACCGGAGUGUUGAUCAGCUACCUACAGGCAAAUUAGUUGUUUUGUUUUUUAAUUAAUUAUUUUACCAUUUUAAAAUUCUUGAAGACUUUUAAGCAAUCAGGCAAAAAAAAAUGAUCUUAUUAAUUGUUAUUGUACUGUUAUUAUACCCUCUCCUAUAUCUAGAGCUAGUCAUUAUAUAUUAGCUAUAUUUGCAAUUUAUAAUCAUGUUUAUAUCUUCAUUUUUACUGUGAUGAAAAAUUUUCUGAUCAUUGGUUUAUACUUUAUAUUUUUGAAUUAAAUAAAAUUUAUAUUUUUUU